AACUCUCUAAUCUUUGAUCUUUUUUUUUUUUGUGCUGUAAAUUUGUUCCAAAAAUUUUGCCCUAUCCCUGUAAACUCAUCACAAUCAAGUGUCUUUGUGUCUUUCAGGUUUUUUGCAGAAUAAGAAAGAAAGUUAGGAGACAAAAGUGAACCAUAUAUCUUUGAGCUUUAAGCUUUUGGCUUUUCUUCGCAUUUAAACCUGAAUUCUCUCCGACCCUCCUUGCACUUUCUUUCUAUUAAUAUAUAUAUAUAUUAUACUAUCUUUUGUUUUUCUUUUAUAGUUUUCUCCAUUGAAGUUGUUGUAUGCAAAUGCAAUCUCAUAAAAGGCAAGUGAUUUAUUUCACAAGAUUCAAGAUUUAAGGGUUUACCUACAAACCCACAAAGCCUGAGCUCCGAGGUUUGAUGAAAGAAUUGACUUUUGUCUCUACAAUGCGUUUACCAUUGUAAAUUCUACUGUCAGGUGGUUGGAUUUUUAUAAAUUAUUAGUCUUUUGUAUUCAAUUCUGUUACUUGUUUGAGGAUUAGGGUUUUUGAGGUCAAAGUCUAUUGUUUUCUGCUUAUUUAGUGUGUUGUGAGCCGGAUUGGAGGUCGAGGGUUGAUUAAUUAAUGGGCCAUUUUGUUUUCUUUAAUUGACUAAAGACUUAAUGAAAUUAAGGUUAAAGGGUGUUGGUAGCUGACAUCUGCGAAUUGAUUGAGAUAUGAGUCGUAGAUUGAGGCGUAAAGUGGCAAAUAAGGGAAAGGAAAAGGUUUUUGUACCACGUUUCCCUGAAGUUGAGGACGAGGUUUUAGAAGCUGAGCGAAGUGGGGACGUUGAUUGGACUAGUUUGCCUGAUGACACAGUGAUUCAGUUGUUUUCAAGUCUGAAUUAUAGAGACCGGGCAAACUUGUCAAAAACAUGUAGAACAUGGAGGGCUUUAGGUGCUUCUCCAUGUUUGUGGAGUUCAUUGGACCUUCGUGCACAUAAAUGUGAUGCUACUAUGGCAGCUUCACUUGCUUCCAGAUGUGUGAAUCUUCGAAAGCUUAGAUUUCGUGGUGCAGAGUCUGCAGAUGCAAUAAUAUGCUUUCAGGCUAGGAAUUUGCAAGAAAUAAGUGGUGAUUACUGUUGGAAGAUAACUGAUGCUACUUUAUCUAUGAUUGUGGCUCGUCAUGAAGCACUGGAAAGCCUUCAACUUGGGCCUGAUUUCUGUGAGAGGAUCACUAGUGAUGCCAUAAAAGCUAUAGCUCUUUGCUGUCCCAAAUUGAAGAAACUUCGACUGUCUGGGAUUAGGGAUAUUUGUGGCGAUGCCAUCAACGCUUUGGCCAAGCAUUGUCCGAAUUUAGCAGAUGUUGGGUUUUUAGACUGCUUGAAUAUUGAUGAGGUGGCAUUGGGAAAUGUAUCAUCUGUUCAUUUUCUCUCAAUUGCUGGGACCUCAAAUAUGAAAUGGCGUGUGGUUGCACAGAUUUGGCAUAAGCUGCCUAACUUAGUUGGGUUGGAUGUUUCAAGAACUGAUGUUGGUCCUACUACUAUUGGCAGAUUGCUAUCGUCUAAGAGCUUGAAGGUUGUCUGUGCCUUGAAUUGUCCAAUUCUUGAAGAGGAUCCCUGCUUUAGCACAGUUAAGAAUAAAGACCAAUUCAUACAUUCCCUUUAUACUGACAUUUUUAAAGGUCUAGCUUCUUUAUAUGCCAAUACUACUCAAAAAGAGAAGAAUGUAUUUCUGGAUUGGAGGAACUCAAAAAAUAAAGAUAAAAAAUUGGAUGAGAUUAUGACUUGGCUUGAAUGGAUUCUUUCCCAUACACUUCUGCGUACUGCUGAGAGCGAUCCUCUUGCUUUGAAGAAUUUCUGGCUUACGCAGGGUGCUGCCCUAUUGCUCAGUUUAAUGCAGAGCUCACAAGAGGAUGUUCAAGAAAGAGCAGCCACUGGACUUGCUACCUUUGUUGUCAUUAAUGAUGAAAGUGCUAGCAUAGAUUGUGGAAGGGCUGAAGCAGUCAUGAAAGAUGGUGGCAUACGUCUUCUGUUGCACCUUGCAAAAUCCUGGCGGGAAGGACUUCAAUCAGAGGCUGCAAAGGCUAUAGCAAACUUGUCUGUGAAUCCCAAUGUUGCAAAAGCUGUUGCAGAAGAUGGAGGAAUCGAUGUCCUUGCAUAUUUGGCUGGGUCCAUGAAUAGGCUGGUAGCUGAAGAGGCUGCUGGAGGGCUAUGGAAUUUAUCUGUCGGAGAAGAGCAUAAGGGCGCUAUUGCUGAGGCUGGUGGAAUAAAAGCUUUAGUUGAACUUAUAGAUAAAUGGUUCUCUAGUGGUGAUGGUGUUCUGGAGCGUGCAGCUGGUGCUUUGGCAAAUUUGGCAGCUGAUGACAAGUGUAGUAUGGAAGUUGCUAUGGCAGGUGGUGUACAUGCUUUGGUGAUGCUUGCUCGUAAUUGCAAGUUUGAGGGAGUGCAAGAGCAGGCUGCCCGCGCGUUGGCUAACUUGGCUGCUCAUGGAGAUAGCAAUAGCAACAAUUCUGCUGUUGGACAAGAGGCAGGUGCUCUUGAAGCCCUUGUUCAACUUACACACUCUCCCCAUGAAGGUGUUAGGCAAGAAGCUGCUGGUGCUUUAUGGAAUUUGUCAUUUGAUGACAGGAAUCGAGAAGCAAUAGCAGCAGCUGGUGGCGUAGAGGCUCUGGUUGCCCUUGCACAAUCCUGUUCAAAUGCCUCCCUAGGUCUGCAGGAGAGGGCAGCUGGUGCUCUUUGGGGAUUGUCUGUGUCUGAAGCUAAUUGCAUUGCUAUUGGACGAGAAGGAGGUGUUGCGCCUCUGAUUGCACUUGCACGUUCAGAGGCUGAAGAUGUCCAUGAAACUGCUGCAGGAGCUCUUUGGAAUCUUGCUUUUAAUCCUGGGAAUGCUUUACGUAUAGUGGAGGAAGGGGGAGUUCCUGCCCUUGUUCACUUAUGUUGUUCUUCAGUAUCAAAGAUGGCACGCUUCAUGGCUGCGUUGGCAUUGGCUUACAUGUUUGAUGGCAGAAUGGAUGAAUUUGCGCUGAUAGGAACUUCAUCAGAAAGCACCUCAAAGAGUGUGAGCUUAGAUGGGGCUAGAAGGAUGGCUUUGAAGCGUAUAGAAGCUUUUGUUCUUACAUUUUCUGAUCCACAGGCAUUUGCUACUGCUGCUGCAUCAUCUGCUCCAGCAGCAUUGUCACAAGUAACAGAAAGAGCUCGUAUUCAAGAAGCAGGACAUUUAAGAUGCAGUGGAGCUGAAAUAGGAAGAUUCAUAGCCAUGCUACGCAACCCAUCUUCUAUACUGAAGGCCUGUGCAGCAUUUGCGCUUCUCCAGUUUACCAUUCCUGGUGGUCGGCAUGCAGUACAUCAUGCAAGUCUUAUGCAGGGUGUUGGGGCAGCACGGGUUCUUCGUGCUGCAGCUGCAGCUGCAACUGCCCCACUCGAAGCUAAAAUAUUUGCUAGAGUUGUACUUCGGAACCUUGAGCGCCACAACCAGUAUGUAGAACUAUCAAUAUAAAAGAGCAUCUUUUACAGAUGUAUAUUUACCCAGAAUAGUCAAUGUGGCUAUUCAUAUAGUAGAGCUAUGGAUCCCAUUGCUAGCGGUGUCAGAAACUGUAAGAAUAUUUUUCUGCUUUUUGUAACUAUAUAUAAGUGAACCAAAGUCAAGUGCCCAAGCUAGCAUACAGCUUAAUCUUUUCUCCUCUUUUCUCCCCUUUUUGUAACAAAUCUUUCAUGUAAAAGGUACUUUGGGUGGGGGAUUGUUUAAGAAUGAAAACGUAAUUCUUUUCUUUGUAUUCUUUAUGACAAUAUCUGCUGAAAGAGCGUAGAUAUUACAGUUGUUUUA
This is a messenger RNA of Mangifera indica (mango), 3783 nucleotides long. Its product is annotated as protein ARABIDILLO 1-like. Gene Ontology annotation, molecular function: protein binding. The record is from RefSeq and is a predicted model, not a curated record. The transcript is spliced from 12 exons. The coding region runs from base 697 to 3456 and encodes 919 amino acids. Lineage: Eukaryota; Viridiplantae; Streptophyta; Magnoliopsida; Sapindales; Anacardiaceae.